Clarias gariepinus (North African catfish) is the source of this 2811-nucleotide messenger RNA. RefSeq names its product von Willebrand factor A domain-containing protein 1-like. The record is from RefSeq and is a predicted model, not a curated record. Gene Ontology annotation, molecular function: protein binding. Bases 175 to 2010 code for a protein of 611 amino acids. NCBI's taxonomy places the organism in Eukaryota, Metazoa, Chordata, Actinopteri, Siluriformes, Clariidae. The transcript is spliced from 6 exons.
GUGAGAGGACAGGGGACAGAGUGGACAGAGAGGACAGGUUACUGAGGAGCGGCUCGGGAGACCCGGAGGAAAGACACGGGGCACGUGGGCUCUGAGUGCCCCAAAAGGAAUGGGCGCUCGCGCGUCACUGCGCUGCGCUUCCGCUCCCUAAUCACCUGUCCCGUGCGCGUGACAAUGAGACGGCUCGGGGUCGCGUGCUCGCUGCUGCUGCUGCUCAGCGCGUGCGUGUCACGGAGCCGCGCGCGAGUCCCCGCACCUGGUGCAGGGUUUGACUCCUGUGAGGGCGACAUCCUGCUCCUGCUCGACUCCUCCGGCAGCGUCUCCUACUACGAGUUUUCCCAAAUGCUCCACUUCCUGUCCGACUUGCUCCGCCCCUUCCAGAUUGGGCCUGGGCAUUUCAGGGUGGCGCUGGUGCAGGUGCACACAGAUCCACGGCUGGAGUUUAACUUUGACGAACACAGCAGCCAGAACACGUUGCAGGACUCGCUGCUUAGGAUACAGCAGCUUCGUGGGGACACCAUGACAAAAGAAGCCCUGCAGAUGGCUCGGGAGCGGGUGUUGCAACCAGCAGGACAGAAAGCUCCGCCCAGAGUGCUCCUGUGGGUCACAGAUGGAGUGGACCCAGGGAACAUUGAAGGUCCGCUAGCAGCCCUGCGUAGGGAGGGAGUGUCUGUGCUGGUCGUCUCUACUGGACACACUAAUUACCAGGUGUUUAGGCGAGUCGUGACUCCGCCCAUCGAUCAACACUUGCACUUUGUAGAUGCCGAUUCAAUGGACAUCAUCACCAAGGACCUGAGAGACGCCAUCACAGAGAUGAUCUGCACGUCUUCAGGUCUUCACGUGCGUGACGUGACGUCCCAUAGUGCCAUGCUGUACUGGUGGUCCCUUCUGAUUGGUGGACUGGGUCAGUAUGAGCUCCAGUACGGCGAGUCGGAGUGGGACCUCGACACGUACAACAGACUCACACUAUCACCCGAUCACACCUGGAUUGAGCUCUCGGACCUGCAGCCCGAUACACACUACAGCGUCCGGCUCACGGCACACACACCGGGCAGCACACACAGCAGAGAGCUCAGCACACACUUCACAACCCUGCCAGAGCUGAUCUGCACAGACUGUCUUCACGUGCGUGACGUGACGUCCCAUAGUGCCAUGCUGUACUGGUGGUCCCUUCUGAUUGGUGGACUGGGUCAGUAUGAGCUCCAGUACGGCGAGUCGGAGUGGGACCUCGACACGUACAACAGACUCACACUAUCACCCGAUCACACCUGGAUUGAGCUCUCGGACCUGCAGCCCGAUACACACUACAGCGUCCGGCUCACGGCACACACACCGGGCAGCACACACAGCAGAGAGCUCAGCACACACUUCACAACCCUGCCAGAUGUCUCGGGUCCUACAACAGUGAUGGUGACGGAAUCUGGUCCGGACCGGCUGCGCGUGAGCUGGUCCCCGGUUCAGUCCAGACAGGUCGAGCAGUACCGCGUGGAGUUUGGUCCGAUCCCGAGCGGGGAUGUACGCUCUGUGACGGUGUCCAGGUCGCAGAGCAGCGUACUGCUCACACAGCUCCAGUCCGACACACACUACCUCAUCACCAUCAGCGCCGUACACUCCUCCGGCCAGGAGAGGGCGAUCUCUGUUAAAGCCUGCACUCAGGAGGUUCUCCCAGCCUUACACAAUCUCCGACUGAGACAGAUGGGCUACAACUCGGUGAAAGUUGACUGGACGAUUCAGGAACAAGGGGCGGGGCUUCAGGGUUACUGGGUGAAGUGGGAGACGGGAGCUCACUCUUCAUCAUCAUCAUCAUCAUCUCGUUACAUGCCUGCCCAGUCACUCUCCACUGUACUGACACACCUGAACCCCAUGACCAGGGUGUGUGUGUCACCAGUGUACAGGAUGGCACGUGGAGAGGGGCUGUGCUGCACUACACACACACACACACAGGUACAGAACAGUGAGCACAUGAACAGGACCAACCUGAGCACUCAGAGCAGUAUGAGAGAGAAUUAAAUAUAACUGACACAAAUCAUGCGUGUUAAACAUGACCGCUCCUCUGCAUGUUCACUGAUCCAGGAUGACCAAUACACACCAUUAAUGACGCAUCGCUUUAUUCUUUUUUUACUGACGUCUCUCAUGUGUAUUGCUCUAUGCGGUCAGGUCACACUUGCACUCUCUAAUCGCGUGGUGGUGUACACUUACACAAGCUUCCCUCACAGAGCAGCAUGUGGGACUAGAUCAGAUGUUGGUAUCAGAGUAUCCACACAGUAUCGGGCCAGUGCUUCACCUGUAUCAAUGCAUCCCAUAAUUGUUAUAGUGGAAUGAAGCGCUCUCCUUUUAGUACUUUUAGCAACCUUUUCUUUCAUUAACGCACACAUGGCCUUUACUUUUAUACACGUCCUUUUCAUUGUAAUUGCAAUAAGUGGCUUUUAUUUGGUCUAACACACUGCACAUCUGUCUCGUUCCUCUGAGAGCUGCGGCGUGAACAGAGAGAAGGUUCCAGACUCCAAAGGAAGAAGAGUGAGCGGCGAUUAGCGUGAUGUGGAGGAGAAAUCACUUUCACACUAAAGCUCAUGCUUCUGCUUUUAUAUCCUAAAGACUGGUGUGUGUGUGCGUGUGUGUGUGUGUAGAAUAACUUAACUUUAUCUGAAUUGAUAUAACCAUGUGGAACAGCAUUAAUAACAAAUAUUGUGUAAAAAAUGUCCACAAAUGUCAGGUUCAGUCAUACAGUCUGUCUGGUUAAAAAAUCAAGUUAGCCCCCGUUAGCGUACAGCUUAGCAUCAGCAGCAGCGAUGAAGGUUUAUAUAAAAAAAU